AUGGAGGUAGAAAAUGAAGCCAGCUGCUCUCCGGGCAGCGCAUCAGGCGGGUCCAGAGAGUACAAGGUGGUAAUGCUGGGCGCAGGGGGAGUUGGUAAAAGCGCAAUGACAAUGCAGUUUAUUAGUCAUCAGUUCCCUGAUUACCAUGAUCCUACUAUAGAAGAUGCUUAUAAGACCCAGGUCAGGAUUGACAAUGAACCAGCUUACUUGGACAUCUUGGACACCGCUGGACAGGCAGAAUUCACAGCCAUGAGGGAGCAGUACAUGCGAGGUGGGGAGGGCUUUAUCAUCUGCUACUCCGUCACUGACCGCCAGUCAUUCCAGGAGGCUGCCAAGUUUAAAGAGCUCAUUUUUCAGGUCCGCCACACCUAUGAAAUUCCCUUGGUGCUGGUGGGUAACAAAAUUGACCUGGAACAGUUCCGUCAGGUCUCUACAGAAGAAGGCUUGAAUCUGGCCCGAGAAUAUAACUGUGCUUUUUUUGAGACCUCUGCAGCCCUCAGAUUCUGUAUUGAUGAUGCCUUUCAUGGCUUAGUGAGGGAAAUCCGCAAAAAGGAAUCCACGCCAUCCUUGAUGGAGAAGAAACUGAAGAGAAAGGACAGCCUCUGGAAGAAGCUAAAAGGCUCCUUAAAGAAGAAAAAAGAAAACAUGACAUGA
This is a messenger RNA of Lepus europaeus (European hare), 654 nucleotides long. RefSeq names its product Ras like without CAAX 2 (gene RIT2). The transcript is spliced from 5 exons. Gene Ontology annotation, molecular function: GDP binding; GTP binding; GTPase activity. Bases 1 to 654 code for a protein of 217 amino acids. NCBI's taxonomy places the organism in Eukaryota, Metazoa, Chordata, Mammalia, Lagomorpha, Leporidae. Gene Ontology annotation, cellular component: plasma membrane. Gene Ontology annotation, biological process: Ras protein signal transduction; positive regulation of neuron projection development. The record is from RefSeq and is a predicted model, not a curated record.